AAUCCGGCGCCGACAACUCGGACAAAGACCCGCAAGCCUCAACCUCGCGCUUUGAGAUUGUUGCCCACGGCUCCAGAGGGCGUUGAGCUGGUAGUGGCACAGCGUGCCGGAGGACACAGCCCUUCGUCGUUUGCACGAGAGCGUAUGCGGGAGAUUGCAAGCCAGAAUGCGCCAUUCGAGGACCCGGACUUGAGGCGCCCCAAAUGGCGACGCGUCGUUUCGAGUGUCUUUCCUGGAUUCACAUGAGCGUGCACUUCUACGUUUCUCUAACUUUAUGAGCUAUGUUCUCACCGUUUCCUCAAGAAAUAGCAUGGCGCCGGCGUUUUAUUCCCUAUGGGAUUCUUUUCUUUUCUUAAUCUUUUAUUUUGCAUCACCGUGGGGAUACUUUUAUCUGAAUAUGGCGGAGUCAAGGCAGGCGGAGUUGGAAUAUUGGAAACGGACAUGUCGUUUUAUCCCUCUUACGGUUGACAUAAGACCACCGCUUCUCUCAACGUCUCUCGCCGCCAUCGAGCGGCUACACGAGAGGAACUGUUUGCAACAGCGCUACGGCGAAGCUUAUACCAAAUUACGAUGCAAUGCACCCUUCAUCUAGAUUCUUCAGUAUGAAGAAAUACCACGAUAUAGAGGCUCAAGUACUUCCGGUACAUUAUAAUACUGGGGGGCUUAUAGGAGGGACGACUAGGCGUUUGGAGAGGGCGUUUUAAACCAAAGGAUUGUUUGGUUGGUUCGACCACUGGGAUCUGGAAAAAAGUGUUUUUGUUUUUGUUUAGGCAGGAUCUGAAGGGGUUAUAUGAGAUAUAUGUAUCCAUAGGAGGCUGAGGCGGCGGCUGUCUGAUUUUCACAUGCACUUUUGGCAUACUGCUUGAUUGUCUAUUUGUAAUAGAGUGAAAUGUGACGUUUACUUUUAUU
Trichoderma atroviride IMI 206040 is the source of this 909-nucleotide messenger RNA. The record is from RefSeq and is a predicted model, not a curated record. NCBI's taxonomy places the organism in Eukaryota, Fungi, Ascomycota, Sordariomycetes, Hypocreales, Hypocreaceae.